AUGGAAAAUAAGGUGCUCUGGGCAGUUUUUUACAAUCUAGUGCUGUUCCUUCUGGCAUCAAGCAAAGAAAGCAAUCGAAUUAAAGCAUAUAAACUUAAGAAGGAACCUAAGCUAUGGCCACUACAAGAUAGCCUUAACGAAAGCGAUAAAUUCGAGUAUACCAAUGGAGGGAAGGAAAAUCCCCCAAAUUUCUUCAGCUCAAAUGUAAAGGCGCAUAAUAAAAAAGAGGGCAAAAAGUAUGAACAAAAUUUGUCUUUACCUGACAACACAUCUUUCGUAACGGUAAAAAAUUAUAACUACACAAGAACACCAUCACACCAUGCUUACAUAAGAAGAGACAAUACACACACCAACAGUACAAAUAAUAAUCAAAUUAGGAAUGUACCUAAAGAAUUAAAUCCUCGGGAAUUUCUCUUCACACCAAAGAAUCAAAUAAGCGCAUCUCUCAUCCAAACUAACGGACCGGUGGCUCCAAUGGAUAUACUACGUUACCUAGAUUUCUCAAACAGUUCAGGACAAAUUAUUUCUACAGUGUAUCCGUUCUAUGUUCAGAUGAAUUAUUUUGCUGAAAUUAAAUAUUACAUAACAUAUCAUUACGAGGCGAAAAAAAAUUAUGAUGAAGCAUAUAAUCAAAGCGUAAAUCCACUUAUGUCAAGUAUACAAAAUCAAAUAAAUUCUUGUGUACCGAAAAAAGCAGCAUUGGAAAAAACAAUAUUCGUAUUAGAAUACCCAGAGAAUCACAAUAUAAACCUAAGCAAUUACGAAGCAAAGCAUAAUGAGUACAAGCAGCAAUUAGAUGCAUACAAAAACUGUGUACAGGCAAAUAUGGAAUCAUACACAGAUAGGAUGUCAAAAUUUAAUGAAAAAAUCUAUUCAAUUUUAAAUAGUGUGAAAUGCACAGAUGCAUGUGAAACUGAUACGUACGAAAUUAUGCUUGAAAUAUAUGUAGAAAGAGUAAAGGAAGUUAAUCAUAAUAAUUAUGUCAAUUAUUUGAGUACUUUGAAAGCAUCUCUCCAAUUGGGGGUUACCCUGAUGCUCAAAGUAAAACAAGAAAUAGACAAUAAUGUCACCAUUAGUGCAAUAAAUUUUUUACAAGAAGAAAUGUUAGAUAUCAUCACAAUAGGUGAAGCUCACACAGGUAAAAUUAUACAUGGUAAGGAAAACGUACUAAAACUUCAAAAUAAUAAUAUUCCACCACAAGUCCCUUUAAGUACUCUUAAAAAAUUAUAUUUUGAUUCCGCCAAUUUCUAUGCCACUUAUAAGUUUAGCUUAAAAAGAGCCGAUACCACGACAGCUGCGCUAAAGGAAAAAGGAAAAUUACUUGCUAACCUUUAUAAUAAAUUGAUAACAUAUGUAAGCGAAAAAAUAGAUAAAAAUUUGGAUUCUUUAUACUUCAUUUCAAAAAGUGAAUCAAUGAUUUCCGAAUUUGAAGAUACCUUUAAAGCGGGAACAGAAGCAAGCAAAGAAAACUCCAGCAUAACAGCAGAUUACGCACGCUAUUCAAAUUUGCAAAUUAUAGAUAUCAAAUCAAAGUACGAUUACAAAAUAACCGAGUUAAAGAAAUACUUAAAUCAAUUAAAGGUACUCAUUUCUCCUAUGAAAGAUUUAUAUAAUCUAAAUUCUCUACAAAAAGACCAAAGGGACAGUGUAAGAAGUAUACGCUCAUCUGAUAGUAGUCCACAAGAAAAGGUUAGCGCACUUUUAAACUUCUUAUCAACAAUAAAGGAAGAGAAUGGCACCGUGUUGGAGAAUUUUAAAAAUAUAGAAAGAUAUUAUGAACAAGGCAAGCCAUUAAAAGGUACACUCGAGGGAUUAAUAAAAAUGAUCAAAACCUACGAACAAGAUAUAGUAAAUUUAAUUGAUAACGAAAAGCACAACAGAUCGUACAAAGAUGACAUAAAAAACAAAAUAAUAUAUAUAACCGAAAAAACAGAUGCUAUAAAAGACAUUAUCCCCUUAAAUGAGGAAGUAGACAAUAUCAUCAAACAAAUUGAGAAACUAUUCAAUGAAGACCUAUUCCAUGAAGGAUUACCAAAUAUGGAAAAACUUAAAAAAGAGAAAGAAAAAAUAAAAGCUACUAUAAAAUCACUCAACACUAAUUUCUACGACGGAGACUUAAAAGAAUUAGUCGACGAUAUGUUAAAUUUUGUCUACAAACACAGCGAUUUCUACAAUCAAGCAUACGCUAAAGGAGAUGUUGUAAAUCUACAAAAGGAAGCAGAACAAGAAUAUGAAAAAAUUACAAAACUAAAAUCGAAUAACAUUCCUCAAAUGUUAAAAGAUUUGAAAUCAGAAUCGAAAAAUCUUUCAGAGCUUAAAGACACCAUGAUGGAUGAAAUGUUGAACAAUGUUCAUCAAGACAUAUCAAACGUUUUCGAACAGAUAAGGAACAAAUAUAAAGACAUAACAACCUCGCUCAGUGCCUACAAAGAGGACAAACAGAAAUUCGAGAAAUUUAAAGUCGAUAUGAUACAGACGAAAAACGAACUCCUGGGGAGUCUUCAACAAAAUGAUAAAAAACUCUCAGAAGCAAAUAAUAUGUAUGAAGAAUUCUUGGCGCACAUAGAUACUACUACCAAUAGAGAAAAGCAAAUGUAUAACCAAGCCAACGCGUUAAAGGAAAAUUUAGCAAAUGUUCAAAGUAAAAUAUCAUCGUACCAGGGAAAAAUAGAAAAAUUGAAAGCGCAUACUAGGAAAAAUUAUGAAAAAAUUAAGACAUUACUGCAAACUUUUGGCAAUGAAAAUAUAAACGCAAAACUGGCAGAAUACGAAAAAGAAUUUAAUGAAAAUAAGAGAGUAGUGAAUACCAUCAUAAACCAAAUUCAAGAAUCAAACAAAAAUAUAGAGAAUAUUAAAAUAUUAAAUAAUUCUAUCGACCGUUCUGAAGUGAACAAACAGCUGAUAGAAGAAUUGGCCACCAAUAAGCAACAAUUAAAGGAAAAAAUAGAUAGUCACAUUAAGCAACUAAACAGUUACAAUAUCAUUGCAAAAGAUGAUAAGCUAAUUUUUGAGAAAAGGUUAAAUGAGGAGAAGGCAAAUAUUAACACGCAACUAAGCGACACGUCAAUAGAUAAUUUAAAAGCACAAAUACAAGAAACGCUAGAUUAUUACAAAACAGCAAAGGCAAACACGAAUGAUAAAGAUGGAACCCAUUUAGAAAAAUUAGAUAAAAAAAAAAUGGAUUGGAAAGACAGCAAAGUUAAAAUAGAUAAAUUAAGCACCAGCUAUCAAGUGCUAGAUAAAAAAAUUAAUGAUUUGAUUAAAAAGCAACACGACGAAAUUGUAGCUCUCAUUGAUAAACUUAUAACAGAAAAGGGCAAUGAAAUAAGGGAGAAAACCGACGAAAAAAUAAAGCACCUUAGCGAAAUAAAAACAAAAUUGUCCUCUUUCACUGUCUCCGAUAAUGUUAAGAAUACCCAAAAUGUUGCAAUAAAAGGGGAAAUAAGUGGAUUCGAAAAAAAAAUGGAAGCCCUAUUAAGAAGAAUAGACAAUAAUAACGCAAAAUUAACUGAACUGAGAGGGAAGGCAGACCAACAUGUAACCACCCUACGUGGGGAAAAAAAUAAAACAGCUGAAUUCAAUGCGAAAAAAGAUAGCCUGGAAAAAAUACACCAACAAAUGGAAAAUACGCAUAAAGAAUUGGAGAGCAUGGAAAAUGAAAAAAUUCCCAUAAACGACAUUAACCAAAUGGAAAUAGAAUAUGCACGAAUUUUAAUUCAUCAUAUGGUUCAACAAAUUGGUGAAAAAAAGGAAAGGUCUAAAAUCAUCUUAGAAGAGAUUAAAACAACUAUAGCAAGCAUCGAUCAAGCAAAGAAAAAUAUACCUCCUGAGCAACAAGAUAUCCUUCGCGAAUUCGAGUAUAGCGGAUAUCGCGACAAAGCUACUGCCAGUAGUACCGAAAUAGAACAAAUUGAUAAAAGUGCAAAAGCAGAGGAGGGUAAAGCCAACAGUAGCACCAACUUAAGCGACAUUGAUGUGAUUAAAAAACAGGUACUGUCCUACUUCAGAAAAGCCACCACUGAAAGUAACACCAUGGAAAAUGCGUUAAGAGAAAUUAAAAAUGUGAACACUUUCUUAACAUCAAACAUUUCAGAAGAAAUUUUAGCUAACAUACUAAAGAGUGCAGCGAGGACCCAAGAAUUAAAUCAACAAGCGGUAGGCGAAUUUAACAAAACAGAUCGUCUAAUUAAAGAAGUAGAAGCGAAGCUAUCCCAGGCAAACGAACAUAAAUCAGCAAUUUCAGGAAGUGUAGAAUACAAACAAAUCGAACAGAAAAUAAACCUAAUUAAACAAAUUCAGAAAGAAAUUACGGCGGGGAAAGAAGAAAUAAACAACUGUUUAAGUAAUACCAAAGAAUAUAAAGAAAAAUGCGAGUCUGAAGUGAAUUCAGUAAAUAGAGGAAAAGCUAAAGUAGAUUUUCUGCAAAAAAGGGAAGCGCUAGAAAAAAAAAUGAGUCAAGAAAAUUUGGGUAAAAUUACAGAUAGCAUUGAUCAAUGCAAAAAAGAUUUAGCAGACAUUACUAGUUUAGAAGUAAAGGUUAAAGCUAAUUACGAUUCAAUCAUUAAGUAUGAAGAAUCCAUUAAUACCAUUUUAAAUUAUUCCUCCAUUUUAGAAUACAAAACCAAAUUGGAAAUACGCAAAAAAGAAAAAACAGACCUCAUGACUUAUAUUAACACAGAAAAUUCUGCCAUUCAGGAGAAGCUGCUAAACUUGCAAAAAAAAUUGAACCAAUUGAAUGAAAACACGGACUAUACUAAAGUGGGAAACGAUCUCAACAACGCAAAGUCUACAAAAGCAAAUGUAACUAUCCAGUAUAACUUAGGACGAGUCAAACAUCAACUGGAAAAUUUAAGUGUCAUCAAACAGGAGCUAGAAAAAGUCCUAAGUGCAGCUACCGAUUUAGAGAGGGACAUCUCAAAAAUAGCCGACGUCACAGAAUCUAAUAACUUGGAGAGCCUAAAUGGGAAGGAAGCAGAUUACACGAAACGUAUAAGAAGUUUUAACAAAUUGAAGCAGCUCGUGCAAGAGAAAGCAGCAAAAGUAGAAGAAAUUUCCUCCGAUACGGAUAACAUAGAAAAAGAACUGACAGAACAUAAAAUAAUUUUUGAAGUGGGACUUACCGAAAGGUUAAUCGAAAUAGUUAAAAAUAGAAAAUCAUACGUAGACACAACAAAGGAAUUGCUAAAUUCAUCAUUAAACAAUUUUGCUUCCCUCUUUAAUGGAUUGGACUUAAAUGGAUACAAUCCAAAAGCAAACCUAGAAAUGUACACACAAAAACUGAACACAAUACAUAACGAAUUUAUGGCAUCUCACAAAAUAUUUGAUGAAAAAUCAAAGAAGGUCUUAGACAAAGAUGUGAACUUCACGGAAGCUAAAACACUCAGGGAGGAGGCGCAAAAAGAAGAUGUUACUCUUAAAAAUAAAGAGGAAGAAGCAAAAUCGUACUUGAGUGAUAUCAAAAAAAAAGAAUCUUUCGAAUUUAUACUUCACAUGAAGGAAAAAUUAAACCAAAUUAGUAAAAUGUGUGAACAGCAAUAUGAACAAGCUGAUAAAGGCUAUAGUGAAGUCAAAACAAGCAUUGAUCGCAUUGCAAAUUUAAAUGAUGAAAAUAGUAUAGCGGAUGUACUCAAAGAAGCAAACGAUAAAAAUGAGCAAGUACAAAAUCUGACACAUUAUACAUAUAAAAAUGAAGCACAAAAUGUGCUAAGGCAUAUGGCAAAGUCGGCAAAUUUUAUAGGCAUUAACCUAGUAACAGGAAUACAACCGACGGAAUUAUCAUCACAAGCAAGCGAAUCGACAACGCCAGAGUUAAAAUUUGAAUCAGAAGGGGAAAUGAAAUUGGAAAUUCUAACAUUAUCAGGAAAUACUACAAAAUUGGACUAUUAUAAAAAUAUGAAAGACGCCUACCAGAGCGUCCUUUCCAUAUUUAAAUACUCUCAUGGUAUAGACGAAAAACAAAGAGAAAGCCAAAAAAUAACCGAAAGUGCAAAUGGCUCAUAUCUUAAUAAUAAGGAAAUAAAUGAAUUCAAAGGAAGACUGAACAAUGUGAAGAGUAAACAAACAGCCAUUUCAAACAAAAUUGAUAACGCUACUACGCUGCUGCACAAUUUGAACAAAAUUAAAACGGAUGAUAAGAAUUACGACACAAUUUUAGAAAAAGACGCUUCUGAAGAAUUGAAGAGGCGACGUGAUUCAUUUAAUCAAGAAAUGAAAAACACCGUCGAUGGCUUAAAAUUGAAGGAAAUCCAAGAAAAGUUUAAUGAGCAAGUAAAACUCCUACAAAAUUUAGAAACAAAAGUGAGCACACUAAAUGUGCAUGAGGGAAACGCUACCGAAACUGUGAAAAAAGAAAACACUGCCGUUGAUGCAAUUCAAGCCGCAAUGGAAGGCAUAGAAAAAGAUGUCGAAUAUAUCAACUACUCAUAUGAUGAACUAUUAAAGAAAGGACAAAAAAUUGAAAAUCAGAGAUACACAUCCAUAAGGGAAAACCUCACCAAUAAAAUAGCGAAUGACUCCUCAGCAAUCAACAAAAUAAAGAAAAAAGCUCAACAGUAUUUAGCAUACAUUAAGAAUAACUACAACUCUAUUUAUAAUGAUACUGGCACUUUAAAUGAAUACUUCGACACCAAACGGUUAAGUAACCACGAUUUAACAAAUGUUCAGGAAGCGACCAGAUUACACAUUGAAAUGUCCGCAGCCGUUGAAGCAUCAGAAGAGAUAAUUGCAGAUAUGAAAAAUGAAUUCAUAACGAACACAGAAGCGGAUAUAAGCGCUUUACAAAAUAGCGCAGACAGAUUAAAGUCGCUUUAUAGUAAUCUAAAACGCAAACAAAUUAGUAUAAACCAAAUUUACAAAAAGAUUAACUUAAUUAAGUUGCAAGAAAUUAAAACAAGCGCUAACAAAUAUAUGGACAUAGCCAAACUGUUUAACAAUGUGCUAGAGGCCCAACAUAAAGAAUUGGCACAAGAUAGAAGUAAAAUAUUGCAAGCUAAGGAAAACUCCAUUAAUAUGCAGCAACUGUUAGAAUCUCACAUUGAUAAACUUCGAGCCUUGAUAACCAAUAUUGAUAAAGAACUGAUAGAAUUAACAAAUGGUAAAAUUAAAGAAUCAAAUCGACGUAUUAGUCAAAUUUCCCCAAUGGGGCAAGGCAAAUUGUUCAGCACCCCAGAAGGACAAGCUUAUAAUAAUUUACACAACACAGGAUAUAACCAUUAUGGAAGUGGAAACCAUUCAAGAGGAAGAAAUGAAAAUGGAAAUGUCCGUUUUGCAGCAGGGAUUGUUGUGGGAUUUGGUGUUUGUUCCUUUUUUGCUUCGGCAUUGUUUAAAGGCAAAGGGGAAAACGAAACAUAUGGAAGAGAUCUAAAUUCACGUGAUGAAGAAUUUGAAGGCAAAAACAAUGGAAAUCUUCAAGAUAAGGAAGAAAUUAUUGAAGUGUCCUUUCACGAAAGUGAAAAUGUGUAUUAA
Plasmodium vivax (malaria parasite P. vivax) is the source of this 7464-nucleotide messenger RNA. Its product is annotated as reticulocyte-binding protein 2 (RBP2), like. The transcript has 2 exons. The record is from RefSeq and is a predicted model, not a curated record. The coding region runs from base 1 to 7464 and encodes 2487 amino acids. NCBI's taxonomy places the organism in Eukaryota, Apicomplexa, Aconoidasida, Haemosporida, Plasmodiidae.